Penicillium maclennaniae is the source of this 576-nucleotide messenger RNA. RefSeq lists its product as uncharacterized. The record is from RefSeq and is a predicted model, not a curated record. NCBI's taxonomy places the organism in Eukaryota, Fungi, Ascomycota, Eurotiomycetes, Eurotiales, Aspergillaceae. Bases 1 to 576 code for a protein of 191 amino acids. The transcript has a single exon.
AUGUCCUUCUAUGGACCUCCUGUUCCGCCCGAGCCUGAUCGCCGAAUGAGUUUAGCAAGAGACCUGCGCCAGCAGACCCGUGCCGCCGCCCCGCCUCCAUGGCAAGCCUUAGGUGGAGACCCGAUGGAUAUCGAUUCCGAGCCCAGUACUACUGCCUCCAGACGACCAAUUCCCACGGUACCUACAGCAAUCCCACGUCCUUUGAGACCGAACAAUGCGCUCUUUACCUUGCUCCCGGACGGAUCAAAGAUGUACAGUUACAUCUUCGAGGUCGAUAUCCUCAACCGUGCACAUGAACUUACCGAUCUCGAGAUCCUUGAGUAUGCGCGCAAUCAAAUGGGGUUUCUGGAGCGAGCGAAUUUGCGCGAUGGUGCCAUGCGCCACAUCAGAGAUUGCCGAAUUCGACUUCGCGUGACGAUCGAUACCAAGAAUACCAGUCGUCUUGAUGCACUAGGAGACUGUCGAAUGCGGAUGUUGAUCAUGCAAGACAUGAUCAGUGAUGGAAUGGGGUGGUUUCCAGGUUUGCCUUGGAAGGCGCGGCAUUUCCAUGUCGAGGUCCUCUAUCCGCAGAGCUAG